GAUCACUGAUCAACGGAAAGAGCCAAAGAUGUCGGUUCGGUAAUGUAAUCAGCUGUGUCCAAUCACAGCUGAUCGCAUGGGACAUGUACACUGAUGAUCAGGGCAAUGAUGAUCAGUGUGCCCUGAUGAUCAGUGUAGCCCCAGCAGUGCCACCUGUCAGUGUCCAUCAAUGCCACCUGUCAGUGGUCAUCAAUGCCACCUGUCAGUGUCCAUCAAUGCCACCUGUCAGUGUUCAUCAAUGCCACCUGUCAGUGCUCAUCAAUGCCACCUGCCAGUGCUACAUCAAUGCCACAUAUCAGUGCCUACCAGUGCACAUCAAUGCCACAUAUCAUUGCCCAUCUGAGCUACCUUUCAGUGUCACCUAUUAGUGCCAGUCAGUGCCACCUAUCAAUGCCAGUCAGUGCCACCAAUCAGUACUGCCAAUCAGUGCCAACUAUCAGUGCCAGCCAGUGCCACCUAUCAGUACCACCUAACAGUGCCCUAACAGUGCCAGUCAGUGCCGCCUAACAGUGCCAGUCAGUGCCCCAUUUCAGUGCCAGUCAUUGCGCCUAUCAGUGCCACCUAUUAGUGCUGCCUAUCAGUGCCAUAUAUGAGUGCUGCGUUUCAGUGCCCAUCAGUGAUGCCUGUCAAUGCCUGUCAGUG
This is a messenger RNA of Staurois parvus, 642 nucleotides long. The record is from the annotation of a GenBank genome assembly. Lineage: Eukaryota; Metazoa; Chordata; Amphibia; Anura; Ranidae.